AAAAUAUUUCUUACUUUAACUGGAUAUUUUUUAAUAAAAGAUAUAGAUUAUUAUAAAAUUCUACUAGACUUCCGACCGGUAUCUAGAUCUUAUACUAGUAAAAAUCUAAUUAUAAUUAUUCUAUUAGUUUUAUAUAAACAUAACCUGUUCUAUCGGUUAUUAGAUAUAACAACUAAUAAUACUAGUAAUAAUAAUUUAAUAUUUAGUAUAAUCUUAUUUAAACUCCGGACUUAG
This is a messenger RNA of Aspergillus brunneoviolaceus CBS 621.78, 234 nucleotides long. RefSeq lists its product as uncharacterized. The transcript has a single exon. The record is from RefSeq and is a predicted model, not a curated record. The annotation marks the transcript as partial. Lineage: Eukaryota; Fungi; Ascomycota; Eurotiomycetes; Eurotiales; Aspergillaceae.